CAUCACCAUUCGCAUUACCGCCAAACUUUUCCGGCCUCAUCACUUUGCCGAUACGCAGAUCGUCCUCUUUCAACCCACUUAUUACGAUCCGUUCGAGUCGUGAAGCCGUUCAAGAUGUCUUACCAGAAGAACGAGAAGGAUGUUCAGGAGCCGGCUAAGAGCCACAAGAUCCGCAUCACCCUCUCCUCUCGCAAGGUCCAGGUCCUCGAGAAGGUCUGCUCCGAGAUCAUCGACCGUGCUAAGAACAAGGACCUUCGCGCCAAGGGCCCUGUCCGCCUGCCUACCAAGUGCCUGACCGUCACUCCCCGCAAGACCCCUUGCGGUGAGGGUUCCAAGACCUGGGACCGCUUCGAGAUGCGCAUCCACAAGCGUCUCAUUGACCUCCACGCCCCCACCGAGGUCGUCAAGCAGAUCAUUGUCAACAUCGACGCUGGUGUCGAGGUUGAGGUCACCAUCGCUGCUUAAGCGAAUCUCCAAUCUCGUAAAGAUGUUGGAGUGACCGAUACCCUGACGUCGAGGGAAAUUGAAACAGCCCUCGAGGCAGAUAGGCACAAAAUAAACUGGUUCAAGACAUAUACCCAUUUGGUCUCCUUAUAUUAUCAUUGUGACUGUGUUUUUCUCCUUCUCCCAAGCAGCCUGUUAACGCCGUAGACUGUCUGCCUUAUAUAUAGAACAUAGAACCGUAUCGAAAAACGCCAUAUUGAUC
Messenger RNA from Trichoderma virens Gv29-8, 706 nucleotides. RefSeq lists its product as uncharacterized. Gene Ontology annotation, molecular function: RNA binding; structural constituent of ribosome. NCBI's taxonomy places the organism in Eukaryota, Fungi, Ascomycota, Sordariomycetes, Hypocreales, Hypocreaceae. Gene Ontology annotation, cellular component: cytosolic small ribosomal subunit; ribosome. The record is from RefSeq and is a predicted model, not a curated record. Gene Ontology annotation, biological process: translation. Bases 115 to 465 code for a protein of 116 amino acids. The transcript has 3 exons.